AUCUGACAGCUGCUUGUACAGGAAGUGAGAACCUUGUUGGAGUGUCAUGGAUGAAGAUGGGCUGCCCAUCGUUGGCUCCGGGAUAGAUCUCACAAAGGUGGGGCUUCUAUACUGAGUAAUACAAGUACUGUACACGUUUACAGUGCAGAGCUAUGGCAUGUUCUUAUUUAUAUGGAUAUCUAUAUAUAAACAUAUACAUUCCCCAUCCAUGUCAGCCAAUGUAAAUGCCAAAAAUAUAAUGGUAACACUGAGUUGGAGUGGAGAAGCUCAGAUAUCACUAUCUAAACUGCAACAUGUUGUGUACACAAGUAACAGGAAAAUAAUACUGACAUAUGUUAAGGUUUUGUUCCUAUAUCAAUAUUGAAAUAUUCCCUCACUGGUCGGGUAAUUAUGAGUGGUAAUAGAUCCCAUUUUACCAUUUAUAAAUGUAGCUGGGAUUAUUUGUUAAAUAUGCUACCCCAGUUGGAAUACUGUGGUAUCCCUACAUAAGGCUGCUCCUUUCUACCUCACCUCCCUAAUAAACAUGUAUGUUCUGUCUAAGCCGCUACAUCUGCCAAAGACUUAUUAUUAUUAUUAUUAUUAUUAUUAUUGUCACUUCUAAAAGCAUAUCAAUUAAAAUGUUUAUCAUUUUCCUUCCUCACAUCUUGUUCUUUUCCUGCAACUGUGAUCAAAAAAACAGCUAAGCUCUCUGUGAAUUCUUUUCUAGGAACCUACUUGCCUAGUACUAUCCUUACCUUUUGUCAUGUUACCCCAUCCCUCUAGCAUGUAAGCACAUUGAGCAGGGCCCUUAACCCCCUCUGUUCCUGUGCGUCCAACUCGUUUGGUUACAAAUACGUGUCUGUUAGUCCACCCAUUGUACAGUGCUGCGGUAUUUGUUGUCUCUUUUUAAAGAAUAAUAAUGCGUCUUGUUUUCUCUAGGUGCCAGCGAUCCAGCAAAAAAGAACGGUGGCUUUCUUGAACCAGUUUGUUGUGCACACGGCUCAGUUCCUUAACCGUUUUGCAACCAUUUGUGAGGAGGUAAUUUGUAAACCCCAAUAGCAGUUUACAAUGCUUGUGUUAAUAUUUUGGAUAUGAUAUAAUAGUUUCUCAUAGGGUAAGAUCAGGUCAUCAGAUAUAAAGUUACUAAAAGAGAAAACCUUCAUGCAAUAAUUGGUAGAGAAUAGAAAAGGAUAGUUUUGGUGGUUCACUAUAAGACCAUCGAUAAUGUUUUAAUAAAUUAAUUCUGGUUCAAGCUUACAAACACAAUUUCACAGUGAGUGAGAGAGUGUGUGUUUGUUUUAUUACUUUUAGUGGACCACUAAAUGCCCUUAGACCAGUUCAUCUCAAUGCCCCUGUAGUUUUAAUUCUGCAAUGUAAAACAUUGCAUUGCAUUCCAUUGCAGAGUUAAACAUACUUCUAGUGGCGCUUCUAAUGCAAACAACCGAGUGUAACUCGGUCAUGUGACUAAAUGCAGCUCAUAGGAAAGCGAUGCAUUUAAUACUUUCCUAUGCAGAGCAUUGGAUUGGACGAUUGCCAAGGAUGCGAUGCAUCCACAAUGACGUCGUGUGAGAUGAAGUGGGCAGCUGGACAUAGGGAGUCUCAAUGUUGGGUGGAAACAAAAAAGUAAGUAUAACUUUUUUUAUUUUUAAUUUGUGUUGGGGAGGGGGUCUAAAAUCUAAUUAGGGACAAGGGAGCUAUAGUUUUAGAAAUACGAGUUUGUAUUCAUAACACUAUGGUGUUCCUUUAUCCUUCAUUCUUUUCUUUAUUCAUAUAUAAAGCUUAAUUCUGUGUUUAGACAGACUCCACUUACUGCUGCACCUCAGUCUGACAGCCACUAGAAGUGCAUCCUCUGGCAAAUAUAAACCUUCCAGUUUCUCUGAAACAAGAGUGUUGCUUUACUAGAGAAAUGGGACAGCAUCUCUGUACCAAAACUACUUCAUUAAGAUGAAGUGGUUUUGGUGCAUAGAGCGUCCGUUUAAAAUAAUAUUUAUUGAUUUAGCCACAGCUUAGGGGUUACACGUGUUUGUGGAAUAAAGAACCCAGACAGAGCAGUAGCUUGAUGGCCAAUACAUUGAUACAUUAACACAGUACUAAGCCAAAUACAUAUACAGGGUUAUUUACUAAGGUGAGAAGUGCAAGUAGAUUCAAAAUUAAUUUUAAAUUUAAGGCCCGAUUGGGAUGCAUAGCUGACUUGGAGAAUAUUUACAGUUUGGCUAGAUUUUUUUUAUAUAUAUAUAUAUAUAUAUAUGUAUAUGUAUAUGUGUAUGUGUAUAUUUUUUCGUAUUGGCAAGACAACAUGCGAUAAUAGUACACUAUGGUGCACGCAAUGAGAAUAGGAAGUACAUAAAUAUAUCAUCAGGUGUCGCAGCACCCAUACAAUGUGCAGUACAUAACUGUGUACAUUUUGUUGGUAAUAGGCAUUUACAUUGUGUAUAAUGCAUAUUUGGAUAGUGUAACUAAUGCAUCACCUGCGGUUGUCCACCGCUAAAUUUUAAUGUUUAACACGAAACAUGAAAAGAGAACUAACACAAGGGCAAGGCAUGCAUAAAAGUGGUACAUCAUGAUAGGUUAGCGGUGCAUUCUCAAGCUGGCGUGUUGGUCCCACCAUCCUAUGCCUUAGAGCUCCCGCGUCUUUCAUGGAGCCACAUGGGCAGUUAUACCUAGUGUUGUCCGUGGGAGAAGAAAGGAUUACAGUACUACCAGGUUGGCUGUUUUAACCUUAAAUUUAAAAUUCACUUUGAUUUCACCUUGAAUUCUAACUUUGUUUCUUGAGUUGACAAAUAUUUCAUUGCCUGGAACCAUACAAAUCUGAUUACUUAAUCUGAGUACUUAAUGCACACUAAUUCAAAAGUAUAUGUAAGUUUAUGACUGUACAGUUUGUACAUUUGAUUAACGAAUGUUUGAAUUCUUAUUUAAUUUAGAAACUGGCAGCCCUAUCUCUCCGUGUUCAACAAAUUGAAACCACUUUAAACAUCUUGGAUGCCAAGGUCUGUUGGAAAAAAAUAAUAAUAAUAAUUAAAAUGAGGUAUUUCUUUCUAGGGCUGUGAGCCUAUUUCUAUAAAUUUCACUUCAUUUAGGUAGUGAUCAAAGGGAGAAUCAUGUAUUCAUUUAUGACAUAAAAGGUGCACAAACAUGGCAGUUCUUCCAUUCUAUAUCUCUCUAGCUUGUUAAUUACAACAAUGGUAUCCAUUUCAGUGAAUGUAAAUUAUGCCAAUUACAUAUGUAUAUGUAUGUCCUGUGUGUGAGGCUUUCCUGACAGAUAUUGAAGAUGGUGAUGUCAGAGAAAGUAGAAGAGUUAACUUCUUCAAAGGCAUAUUAAAGUCACCCAGGCCACUUCAUCUCAAUGUGGUUAAAUCAUCUUCUGGCGACUAUCAUAGUGACAGCCACUAGAUGCACUGCUUGUUGCAGUAGCAUAGUUAAACUCUGUCAUGUGACUGAAGACCCCAUUAGAAAGCAUUGAUUCAUUGCUGAGGAGCAUUGGAUUUGAUGGACUCCAGAGGAGGCCAUGACUCUGCAGGAGGAGGAGAGUGAAAAAUUUAUUUUCAAGCUGAACUGGGGAGAACCUUGUUAAUAAAGGACAAGGGACACUAAAGUGUUAGGAGUUCAAACUUGUAUUCCUAAUGCUUUAGUUUUCCUUUAAAGGGACAUCUCAUUGUAGUUGUUUUCAAUGUAUAACAUUGCAGUUUGCAGUGCUAAGACUACCUCUAGUGGCUGUAAACCACACAGCUACUAGAGGCGCUUCCUGGCAUUUCACAGAGUUUGACACAGAGUAUUGAGGCUAUACUUUCCUACGGGGAAGUCCUAAUGCGCACAUGGAACAUGUGCAUUAGAUCUCCCCCAUUGGCUGUCCAAGGAGGUGAAGCCCGACCCAGCGCAGAGGAACAUGAAGGGUAAUUUAACCCUUCACAUCAUAGGUGGGUGAGGGCUGCAGGGGUAGAGGAAACAUCUUUGUGUACCUUUUAAAGGGGCACUACAGGCACCAAUACAACUUUACCAAUUAAGCAGUUUUUGAGGAAUAUUCACUGUUCAAUUCUUUGCCAUUUAUGAGUUAAAUCACUUUGUUUAUUCAGCCCCAAUCACACCUUCCUGCAAGUGACUUACGCAGCCUUCCUAAACACUUCCUGUAAAGUGAUUUAUACCCUUCCUUCUGACAAUUCCUAUUCAUACUAGCUCUGGCAGCCGUGAUAGGCAGAAAGUGGUCAACUGACACUCUCAGCCAGUCACCGCUGUGCAGGCUAAUGCUUUCUUAUUAACCCAAGCAGCACAAAAGGGGUGGGCUCCUGGGGACUCUAGUUUAGCAUUAAAGGGCCAACCUACACCCAUCAAGCACUAUGAGAAAUUAGUACUCUUUAUUACUGAAACACUCCCUGGCUCUCAGUCAAACAGCCAGGGAGGUUUGGUUCCUGUGGAAAUGACAGACGUGCUUUACUUGAGCGUGUCUGCCUCCCCCUGCAUACCUCCUUCUCAGUUUAGACCAGCGUUUUGUUUUUUAACUCUGUGCAGUUCAUUAUUUGUUGGGGGGGGUUUGGGUUUGUUUUUUUUGCUGUAUGUACAAUCUAGAGUGUGGGAAAAUAGAAAGGAAACUGAAAGUUAACAGGCAAUAUACUUACAACUGUCAGCAGUUAUUUUAGAGAACAUGAUUGUGAUACCAAUGAUUUUGCAUCCCAGGUCAUAGAGCAGGUUCUGCACUCGUUAACAAGGAAUAUUCUAUUCUACAUGUUAUCCAGGAUUGAAUCUUCACUUUGAGGACCAUGUCCACUCUUGUGGAGUGUGAAGCUUGUAUUAGAGGGAUUCUUUAGGAACCCAAAACACUUCCUCCAAAUGAAGUGUAUGUGUGCAGUGCCCUUGGUGGUUUUUCUCCUGCAAUGUAAAACAUUGCCGUUUGCCGGCUAGACACACCUCUAGUAGCUGUUACGCUGACAGCCACUAGAUGGUGCUUCCACAAUGAGUACAGAGUCCAACAUGCUUCUCAACAUUUAACUUCCUUAUGCAUUGCAUGUGAAUGUCGAAAGCUCCGUCAGUGCUUCUCAUAGGGAAGCGUUGGAUUCAAUGUUUUUAAAUGAGGAGUGGAAUAGGAGUCAGCAGGCGUGAGCAUGAAACAUGUUUCGUGUUUGACCUUUAAGAGCAUGUUUUAAUGGAAGGAAAGGAAUAGGAACGAGAGAAGAGAAACUGGAGAUUUUUUUUAUUUUUUUUUAUUUUUUUUUGUAUCUCUUAAUUUUUGCAGUAACUGAUAUGUAAUACUUCUGCUUAUGCUGAAGUGCAUCAUAUUUCUUGGUAAAGAUUCCUUUAAGUUGCCUGUCUUCUAAUAUGAUGUAUCCAGUGUUUGAAGCAAGUUACUUAGAAUUUGCAGUGGAUUGAUAUACUUGUCUUAGUGAAUCUCAGUUUUUAGGUUGCUUUUGUAUCCUUGAGUUGGAUGCUAGAUGUACCCCAUUUUCACGGCAUGUCUGUUCAAUCAAUUAAAUACAACAUUUAGUCCGGUUUUUAUUUAAUGACUAUUGCACAGUGUACAUAUCUGAUCAUUAUUAUACAUACUGAGUAUUGCUUUAACUGCAUUGGCAAGGUGUAUUUUUAUUUAUUUUUUAUGUCAAAAGGUGUUAACGAAAAGGCAGUGUUUACAUUAAGAAGCCUGCAGGGAAAGACUAUAUACACCAGAACAACCACAUAGUUGUUCUGGUGACUACAGUGUCCCUUUAACUUUAGCCUCUGUGUUUGAAAUACUUCCUGUAAGAGAUUUUGUUAAGAUAUGUUUUAUUUACUUUACUGUUUAUCAGCGCGGACUGGGAGUCCUUCAAUUCAGUCCUGUUAAGGUACGGGAUAGUACAAAAGGUGUAGAAUGUAAGAAUUGUGCUUUGUACUUCUGUGAGCCUUUGUGUGCAGUGCGUUGUUACUGUUUGUUUAAGAUUUUAAACUUCUACAUUUGAAGUCAAAAAAUGUUUUGACUGUUCACUCAGCUGCUGAAACUUCAUUAGGGUCAGUGUUUGAAAUGUUGUAUAUACUGCUAUUUUUGGACGGACUGUCCUCACUCAAGUGGGCGACCGAUUGGAACACCUAGAUUAUCAGUGAACACAUAAAUGGUAAGGCAGCUUAAAUAGAGAUGUUUCCUGUGUAGGCCUUUGGUACACAUUUCUAAGAGUUGUAGUUCAGUGGUCCGCUUUUAAUGUAAGUUAGGCAUGACAUUGUGUAUGUUUGGAGCAAAAAAGGAAACUGAGGACAUUAGAAGGGAAAGAGAAGAAGGGUGGGUUUAUGGGAUAAAACAAAUUAUUAGUAAAUUAAAAAACUAAAUGCUUUUAACUAAAAAAAAAACAAAACGUACAAACCAUGAUGUUGCCUACAAAUUGCUAUUAACAUGUUCUUCUGCAUCAAGUGUCCUGUUCAGUAAAGUGUUCAGAGUAUAUUGCCAUUUAUCCAAUGCGUCAUUAAUUUGUCUUCUGUGUAUUUACAAUUUUUUUAUUUUUUUAGCUCUCUUCCAUACCCGGCCUUGAGGAUGUUAAAGUGGAAAAACAACAUGUACCUCCAGAUACCAUUCCCAAUGGCCAUAUACCAACACAAGCAGAUUCACAAUCCUCACUCUCUGUCUCUCCUCAGUCCGAUGUAAGUUUUGUUACUAUAAUAAGUUUUCUGUAACUCGUAUGUUUAAUAAUGCAGGAGCUAUUAGGAAAAAAACCUAGCAUGUAAAUUCAUAGGUUCAUCUAAAAGCUGAAUCUUAAUCAUUUGAAAAUGAAAUGCCUUAGCCCUGUAUUGUCAUUGAUUUUUAAAUUUAAUUUUUAAAGAAGGGUAAAAUACUUAAUUGAGCUACCUUAUAGUCAUUCAAAAUAGGUUAAGCCAAACUGACUAUCAGAUCAACAAAUUCCAAUGUUUUAUGGACAACAGAGUCUUUUUAAUCAAGCGUAGUUGAACAGUGCCAUUGUCCAUCUUCUGACCAUGAAACCCGGCAUCCAUUACAAAAAAAAAAUCUAAUAAUAAUACCUAAUGGAACAGUAGUUAUAAAGUCCAUCUCUCCAUGGCCAACAGUAGGCCAACUUUAAACUAUCAUUUAUGAUAAUCUCAACAUAUGACCACUGUGAAGCCUCAAGAGCAGAUGUUGGGGAGCCUCAAUUUCAUAGCGUCAGUAAUGUUGAGAUAAAAAGCAAGGCAAGUCUUAGUGUACGUGAUGGAAGGGAAUAAAGAUUUUGUUCCUAGAGGCAGAUCUUAAAAUAAAUAAAGAAAAACAAAAUAAUUAGCAUUUUGCCAGAGACCUUUUCAAAGGAAAUAGAUAUUCCUCCACUUAAUGUCACUUAUGUUACUGAGAAUUGAAUCUACUGCUUUGUGUGGUUCCUACAAUGGGUGUGUUAACCAACUGAGAUCUCACUUGAUUCCCUAGCUGUUUCAUGAAGCUCAACUAAACUAAGGGUUAGUAAUUGCUUGUGUUCUGUGGCUCAGGGCCAACACAUUACUCCAUCCACUCCUCUGCUUUGCACUUGUCCUUAAUUAGCUUUCCACUCACCCUCAGAUCUUGUUCCUGUGAAUGCUCUCAGCAGCCUUUAAUGUGUGUUUCCAGGUCACACAGAAUUCCAUGAAGGAGAUCCCAUUGCAGAAGGAAGAAGUGCAAACAGAAAAUGUCGUCACUGUGGCAAAAGAUCCUAGAUAUGCCAGAUAUCUCAAGAUGGUUCAAGUGGUAAGGAUAUCAACUGAUAAAAAAUGUGAACAACUUAGAGUAGCAACUGGACUUUCAGUGAGUGUAUAGCUCCUAAAUAACUGUUCUGACUUGUAGGCUUUAUGAAACUCUGGUAUUUUGGUUGGAGUAAGCCAUUCUGAGGUGGUCUGCUCCCCCACACUUCCCAUAACACAAAAAUAUAAAUAUCUUUCAAAAUGAAAUUCUGCACAUACAGACACCAGGCAACAUAGCCACGUCAAAUCAAUGAAGUGCUCAUGGUGCUUGAAGUAACCCUUGAUUUAUUUUUAUAUGAAUAUUUUAUGUGAUCAGUGUACGAAUGGAAAAGUGUUUUUGAUUUAAAAUAAUAAUUUGCUUCUCUGAAUGCAAACUAUUAAGGAGUGUGGCCUAUUGGUAAAUAAGCCUAGUACAAUGAAAGAACCCAUUACUGUAGUGAUGGUAAACUUUAACUUUAACCUGGGGUGUUCCUGAUCUUCAUUUCUUUUGAUACCAGCCAACCAACCAUAUGUCUGACUGAGCGUGAUGGCAAAUGUAAUUCAGAUACAGCUCAGAUGCGAAAGCUCAGAUACAGGUUGGCCAUCUCUGUGCUGUUCUGUCCAACAUUUAAUAUUGCAUCUUUUUUUCAGAUUCUGACACUCAUCUGUGUAAUUAUUUUGUGUAAUUGUAACAUGCAGGGUUUGGGUUCUGAGUGUUCUAACAAUUACUGGAAUCAGUUUAAGGACUAUCUUUCCCCCUCCCCCCUUUAUAUAAAACAUCAAACAUCAUAGCUUUUCACUUGUUUCCAAGUUGUGGUCUAGAUUGUAAAAUUACUCUCUUAAUGACAAAAAAAAUUGUUUUUUUUUUUCCUUCAAUUAUGUCCAUUUUACUUCAAAACAGGAAAUAAUAUGUGUGGAGCAAAACAGUUCAAAACAGUGUCAGGUAAUCAGAGCACUAUACAGAAAAUAAAAUAAACAUAGUACAUGCCUGCAGAAAUCUAUGUGCUCUUGCACAGAGACAUACCUGUAGGAGGAACAGAGGUGUUGAAAUCAGAUGUGAGAAAAGACUCUCUCACGCUCCAUUAUGAAUAGACAAAAUGCAUAGACUAGUGUUGUUUUGUGCUCUAGUAAGUAAUGGGCAGCUUACUUGUUACAGUACCUCAGUAUAGAACUAAACAUUAAGAACAGUCCAUAAAGAAAAGAACACAGGCACAGAAUUCAUAAAGCGACUGGAAAAGAUUUUAAAAAGAGGGUAAGUUAGUACACGCUGUCCAGCCAUCCUCCGAGCCAAUAUCAGCUUGCCUGGCGAUAACAUCAAAGAAGAGGGUCCUUAAAACUGUGCUGGUAUCAGUCCUAUCCCAUAGAGUAGUGUCAUCUUAUCUAUGCUGUUGAUUUAUUCAAAUAUUUGUGUCCAGAGCUGCGCUUUGUACAUGUUUGUAAAAUCAGCUUGGCCAGGGCCUCAUCGACCUGCCUCUAAAAUCCGUCAAUUGGAGAACAUGACCCAACCAGAUGUGAAGCAGCGAUCCUCCUGGUGCACCACAUCUCCAACAGAUGUCCAGGUUGUAAUGGAGAUGUUGAGGAGAUAUAAUAUUAAUGCACACCCUCUGCAAUCUAUUCCCCACUGUUCAACUGUAAUCUGUGGUUUAAGUAAUUGAAGAGUUGUUGGAUAAUGCCAAACUAAACCAAUAACCCACUCAUGACCAAGCCAAGUAUAACUUUUCUAUGUGUCAUAAAUCGCUUAAAUAGGAAAGAAAUAUUGCUUAGGGACACAGUCAGAAUUUGCUUUAUAUAACAGCAGUGUUUCUGCUGAUGCCUGAAAUGACCAUUGGUUUUAAAUAAUACACCAAUGUGGCUCUGCAAACACGGAAACAUUUUAACUAUUUUUAUCUUCAAUCUUUGAAGGCUAUUUAUAAACCCUUAUGUGAUGCACAAAGUGUGAGGAUUUAGUCUCACCCUAUGGCCAUAUUGUGUUUACACUCACUACUUUUAACAGACUGGUGAGUCCUAAUCGAAAUUUUUUAAUAUUGACACAAGAGAAGCGUGCUACUAGCUGCCUCGCUGUCUAUCUGCUCUACAGAACUCUCCCACAAUAUAAGCACUUUUCAUUAAAUAUAUUGUGGUCAGGUCUAAUAUUAAAUAGAGAAAAAAAAAAAGUUCUAAAAAGUGAUCUUCCUUGUAACGUAAUACCUGUAAAUCUGAGAUGGAUUGUUGUCCACCUGAGCCAUUUUAGAGAAUGUAAACCCCUAAUUAAAUGCUUUGUUUCCAGGGUGUUCCAGUCAUGGCGAUAAGAAAUAAGAUGAUCUCAGAAGGACUCAAUCCUGAUUAUCUAGAGUAAGUAUUUUGUUUGUCUUUUUUGUCAAAGUGUCAAAGGUAGAAGCUACGUCAGUACUUGUUCAGAAUCUCAAACAUGACUGACAUGAGUUUUCUUAUAACCCAGUAUAGGAGGCACAUGGAGGAUGAUAGAUGCUUUGUACCAAUUCUGUGAAAUAGAAGAGAAAUUAAAACAAUGUUAUCCCUACACUAUGCUUGUGUGAUGUUUGCACAUUGAGGCUGAAUUUUUGUAGUACAUGCAGCUGCCCUAAAUGCUUGAGCACAGGCAUAGUAAUAUUAUACAGCCCUAUUAACUGGAUCUUCUAAGCACCAAAACCACUGCUUCUAAAUGUAGUGUUUUUGGGAACUAGAUGUUGUCCCUUUGUAUGCCAAUAUAAAACAUGGACGUUUCAGGGAAUCGGAGAUGUUUACUUCAACCACUAGUGUCAUUAAUGGUGAUUACAUUUGGUUCAUGACGCACUGCAUGAUGACAAAGAAUGCGGCUAAUGCUUAUCAUGUGAUUUAGAAUCCCAUUUUCUGGACAUUAUUUUACACGUGUCUUAAAAUAUUAUUUUACAAUGUGUGUCAAGUUUGGUGAAUACGCCUAGCUUUUGUAGUUGUCAGACUUCCAAGCUUUGGCUAAUAUAGAAGUCUGUAUAUUUUUUUUUUUUCUCUAUUUAUUUCUUGUGUGAGGUAAGUUCUGCACAAAGCCAUUUAAAUUACUGUAUAUCUUAUUUUCACAGGACCCCAGACGCUCCAAUACCUGAUGGAGAGCCAGCAGCUGAUGAAAGCUCUGACAGUGAAUCCUCAUUUAGUGAUUGAAUUCUGUAGGUUUUUUUCUACCAUAGUCUUUUGUAUAAGCUAGACUGGUCCAUUAUACAGGCACCACAUCAUGAAGAACAAAUUAAUGUUAAAUGUCAUAUAUUACUACUGGUCGCAAAUAUCUGCAUGAAUUGCAUAAAACACAACUCCCAACAGCCUCAGAACCAGAGAAGCAGUCCUGCCAUAUUUCAUUCCAAUUCUGUCCAUGCAAGACACUUUGUGUCACUCUGACCGUGCGCAGGGCCAGAUGCACCACUGAUGUGCCCUUCUUCACGUGCACUCCAAUUUUCUUCCCCAUUACCCCUCUAACGCCAUUCUAAUACCUCCUAGGGAGUUACUGUACAUUAACAGGUUUUUUUUUUUUGAUGGUUUUUCUUUAUAUGUUAAGUUUCAUAAAGCAGUGUUGCCUUACUAUGUGGAUAUUUACUCACUAAAUAAAGCACUGGAGGUUAUGAUGCUAGGAGUACCCUGGCCCAGUUCCCCAGUAAGUGGGCAAACCAUUUUUCUCUCUAAUGCAGACUUUUUCGUUACUACCUAUUAUUUUCUGAUCUACUUGAAAGAUUUCAAGAUCUCUGUCCUAUGUCAAUGGGCUUGUAAGGUAUGCACUGUAAGUACUGGCUCUCAGUAUAACUGUCUGUCUACAUGCUCCCUUUAUGGAAGGCACUACAAAGUAGAGUGUUAAAGCUUUAACAGUGUUAACAUUGAGCAGUGGCAAGGACCUAGGGGACUCCAGGCACUAAAUGGGAUGUUGCAUUGAAUGCCUCUUUAAUACAAUUCUCACUAAUGCACCUCUGUUUCUGUUAGCAAACAUGUAUUUUUAUUAAACUGAUAAAACAAAACAAAUACUGUUUGUAUAUUUGUUACUGGUAAAUUGCUCGGAAAGAUUUUACUCUUGUAGAAUGUGGUC
Molecule: messenger RNA, 11644 nt
Organism: Pelobates cultripes (western spadefoot toad)
Lineage: Eukaryota; Metazoa; Chordata; Amphibia; Anura; Pelobatidae
Source: the annotation of a GenBank genome assembly